This is a messenger RNA of Paramuricea clavata, 3001 nucleotides long. NCBI's taxonomy places the organism in Eukaryota, Metazoa, Cnidaria, Anthozoa, Malacalcyonacea, Plexauridae. The record is from the annotation of a GenBank genome assembly.
GGUCUAAUUCUUGAUGCUCAAGCCGCAAUGGAUUAUUUAAUGGGCCGCAAAGACAUCGACAGUACCAAAAUUAUAAUAUAUGGCCGAUCUCUUGGCGGCGCUGUUGCCAUUGACUUGCUUUCCUUGCAAUAUUUUGCUGACAAGGCUUUUGCAAUGGUUGUGGAAAACACGUUCACAAGUAUACCUCACAUGGCUGACCAACUUAUAGGCGGUCUCAACCGACUCCCAAUAUUUUGUUUUCGAAAUCAGGUAUUGUAUAUAAUUGCUAUACUUGUAUAUAAAGCUACUUCCUUGUAUAUGUGUGCAGUGUACCUAAAGAGCUUCCCCAUUGACAAGUAAAAUCAUCUGGCAUAAGACAAGUAAAAAAAAUAAGUACGGUAGGGUGCACUGGGGCGCAUUGCGGUUCAAUGGGUUAACUAUUAAGUUGCAUUGUGCCAUAAUGUGCCCUACUUUAUCAGUUUACUCUGUCAAACGUCCGAUUAUUUUACUCUGUUUGAUGGGAGGCAUGUUAUUUUUACUUGUAUUAUUUUAUUGUUUUUAUUUAACUUUUCCCUUAUGUGUAUAGAGAACUUACAUUGUUAUUUUUAUGUAUUGUAGUUUGAUUCGUUAAACAAGAUUCGGAGAAUAACAACGCCAUCUUUAUUUUUGUCUGGUUCUAAUGACCAGCUUGUACCACCUACUAUGAUGUAUAAAUUAUACGAGGUAUAAAAGAAACUGUAUUUAAUUACAAGUAACAUGUAAUGUGGGAAUUGACCUAUAGAUCCACAGGCAUUGGUCUCCCAGGGCAGUAGCCCAUAGGAGGUGGUGUAAAAUUUUGGGGCACUAUGUUCAGAUUAUAUAUUCCUAGCUAGAAUCACUUAGUUUCCUACGCAGUCUGUUCGCAGGUCCGAGGUUUUACCUCGGACCUGUGAACAGGCUGCGUAGGAGACUAAGAAUCACUGUGAUGAACACUAGUUUACCCCUGAACAAAUAAAAUUGUCUGGCAUUAAGGUAAAAUGAAGGUAUAGGAUCAUUAGGGUGCAAUGCCACUUGAAAAGUUACCUUGUCUUUCUAGAACUGCUCUGCAGCUGUUAAGAAACUAGAAUCGUUUGAAUGUGGGACUCAUAAUGAUACUUGGCAUUGCAAGGGCUACUUCGAAGCUAUCAGUAGAUUUUUGAUUGAGGUAUGGGAGAGUUGAUUUUUUAUAUUACACUUACAUUACAAUGGAUUGUUGAGAAAUUGAAGGUAAUUUUCUUAAACCAGCGUAGCAAGCAAAAAGCAAGUUUGAGGUGUAUAGGAUCACAUUGGGUCGUUCCAGAAAAGAUCCACACUCACCCCACGGAGGAAAUUUCUGCCGUCCGGAGGGGGAGGGGAGACAAAAUUGUUUCUGAUAAUAGUGAAUGUAUUAGGACAUCCGAAGGGGUAGGGGGGUUAACUUCCAAUUUCCUCUGUGGGGGUGGUAUGGAUGUUUUCUGGAAUGACCCAUUCCCCUGAACCCACAAACUUCACUGAAAUACAUGAUUUUUGUGAAUUAUAUGAACUCUUUGAGAUUGUAUUCAUUUACUUAAAACAUGCAACAAUUUAUGGUGAAAAUAUUCUUGCAACUGUUUUUGUAGCCAUAGGUGUUUAUAUAAAGUUAACCAUUGCGAGGCUCAAUAUUGCGUUGUGAAAUUAAAUGCAGAUUUGCAGUGGCAUAUGGACGUAUUCACAAGGCAACAUUGGCCUCACAUGGUUUAAAUAAUAAACACCUAUAGCUAGAAAAACAUGCUAGAAUAUUUUCACAGUAGCACAAUGAAUUUUUAUUGAGUUUUAAAGCAUUUUUAAAGUAUUUUUUGUGCCCAUUACAACUACCUAUUCAUGGGCAGUUCUCAAUGUUAUGUUUUGAUAGGUUUACGAAGCCAGGCAAAUGGGUUUAGUCGUUCCUUCAAAUACAGCCACAAAUGCUGAAACAAACUUUACCUAUGUUCCCAAACCAGUCAGACACUUAUAAAUAAUAUGUAUUUAUUAUGUACGGAAAUAAUUAAUAGAUUCAAUAAUUAUAAUAACUUACUAAUAAGAUUAAAUUAAGAGUCAAUUGCAUAUUGGUUACCACAAUUUACAAUCCUAAUUCCAACCUUAAUCCUAGCCUGAAACCUUACCUAAAUCUGAGGUUGCACUGGAUAUCAUAUCCGGCCGGAUAUUUCGAAUAUCUGGCUGGGUAUUGUGCCGGCCUUGUUUUCAGGUUCAAAAAUGAUUUGAUAUCAUUAAAAAGGUUAUGUCUAUAAUAUUUUUACUUGAAAUUAUCAGAGAGAAGCUGCCAGUAUUGUCAUGCUUGCUUGAGAAUGCCAAGAAGUGGACUUUACCCAGGGAUGCCAAAGGGGCCGGGGCAUGGUUGGCAUCCUCUCUGUCAUUUCCCAAGGGGGGCAAAGGUUUCCUUUUAAAUUUUUCCUCUGAAUUUCUCUAAAUUAUUACAAUCAUCUAUUUUUUUCUUAACUUGGGGAAAUAUUUUCUGGGAACUCAAAGAAUUUUCUAGUCUGAUACUUCCUGGUCCGAUACUUCUUCACCCCUGAUAAAGACAUCUCGGGUCUCAAAUGUUCCAAGAUAUCGUCCCAUGCGGCUAAGCCCCCUUAUGCCACUGCGUAAAUCUGGUCCUGGGGAUGAGGAUAGGUAAGGGACCCUACAGUGUGUACUAUGCAGUUCUGUUGUCCGGAGUUACAAAAUCAAAUUGAAACCAGAUUUAAGCAAUCAAUUUUAAUCAUCAAAUUUUACUGCUAACAAAAAAUGAAUGUACGUAUUAAACUAAUGCUAAAAUAGGAAUAGAAAUGAGCUAAAAUAACCAGGCUAAAAGCUAUAUUUCACAUUGCACUACUGUCCAAGCGUUUCUCUGCCAUGUGGGGCCUUCAAGUCAAGGUCUGGUCCAAUUGCAACAAUGCCAUGUGGAUUAAUGUCGCGAUGGCUUUGCUAGAAAAUGUAGUAAACAUUCGCAUUAUUUAAGUAUUAAAAAGUAUGAAUACUGUAGUAAUAUUUAAUAUUAGUACACAAG